AUGGCAACUCGCACAUCUACUCGCCACGCUGCUCAAAAGGCAAAGGAAGCCAUGGCAGCUUCCCCAGAUAUUAAGAGAAGGGGAUCCGUUAGCGCAAAACGUAAAGGCUCCACUGACCGUGGUCCCCAGCCCAAGAGAGAAAAGAAGGAAGUCGUGGACGAAAAGGAGCCGGUGCAGGAGACACAAGUAGAAACUGCCGAGAAGCAAGUGACAAAAACUGAAGUAGAACCCACCGAAGAACCUGAGGUAAAGCCAGAGAAACAGCCAGAGACAAAGCCAGAAGAAGUACCAGAGUCCAAAGCUGCUGCUCCAGCUCUUGAUGGUAUUGCAGCUGGGAUUGGGACAUCUAAAGAACGAGAGGAUGUUGCUCCCUCCAAUAUACUCGAGAAAGGUAUCAUCUACUUUUUCUACCGGCCUCGAGUCAACGUGCAGGAGCCGACCAGCUUUCAAGAUGUAGCUCGCAGUUUUGUUGUACUACGGCCAACACCCCUGGGUGCUGCUCUGGACCAUGACCAGGGACCCCUGGAUACCGGUGCAAAGUGCCGACUACUGAUGGUCCCUAAAAAGAGGUUCCCAACCUCUGGAAGAGAAAGGGAAAUGGGAUUUGUUGCGAAGGCCGGGAAGUCAAUGAAGGAGCUACAGGAAAGCUUCCUCGCUGGUGAGACAUAUGAAACUGCCACUAGAGGGACACGAGAAAUCCCUGAGGCUAGACCCUAUGCAGAAGGAGUUUAUGCCAUCACAUCCACCAAGAGGGCGACUCAUAUUGUCUACGUACUCACCCUUCCGGAGAAGCUUGGAGACGUCCAGGAAGACUUUGGACUUGCAGAACGUGGCAGCUGGCUUAUCCAGUCCAAGAGCCCCAAGUUCCCCGGCCCCCCUUUUGCUCGUCUCCCAAAGGAUCCUGAGUAUCCCGAGGGUAUGCUCGAGAGAUUCAGAGAUCUCCGCUGGAUACCAAUGGAGCCUGAAUUGAUUGACUAUCCCAAUGCACAGUUCCUCAUGAUCGGGUCAACCUCUGGUGGGCUGGCAAAGGUAGCCCUCGCGGAGCCCGGGGAGACACGACCGGAAGAGGAGGAGCCCCAAGAAGAAGUGAUCAAAAUGGAGGAGGAGAAUGAGGAUAGAAUCGAGACCUUGGGAGCCGGGAUUGCUUCCAGCAGCUGCCCUAGCAAUGAGAACUCCAAGGUCGUGAACCAAACCACCUGCGCGGGCACAACCUAUGCGUACACCGGUCUCGAGGGCUACGGAUAUGUAGCGUCCAAUGCCAGAGACAAGUACGGUGAUACUCUGGCCGGCCUUGGAAGCUCUGCUGCGCUUGAAAAGGGCUCAUGGCGCAAGACAGGCCCGAACAGCUACUCGGGAAUUUUCUACUGUCUGCCUGAUCGCGGCUGGAAUACAAACGGGACACUCAACUUCCAACCCCGCGUGCACAAGUUCCAAAUCACGCUCCAGCUUGCCACUCACGCGACAGCAAAGAACCCAUCCAAGCCCAACGUGCAUCUGAAGUACCUCGACACGACUCUCCUCACCGGGCCGGACGGCCAACCUCUCACUGGCCUGGACCCAGACGCCACCGGUUACGCCUCGUACAAGGGGUUCCCUCCUCUCCCCGCGGCAACGUACACGGGCAAUGGCUUCGGGGGCCCCGGCCGUGGCGGCAAGAGAGUCUCUCUCGACACCGAAGGCCUGGUCAUCGACCACCAGGGCUACUUCUGGAUCUCGGACGAAUACGGACCCUACGUGUAUAAAUUCAACAAGGCCGGAAAGAUGGUCCUCGCCCUCCAGCCGCCCGAGGCGUAUCUCCCGCGGCGCAACGGCACGCUCAGCUUCAGCGCGGCCAGCCCCCCGCUGUACGCACCCGACCAACUGCCUAGCCCCGAGGACCCAGAAACCGGCCGCAACAACAACCAGGGCUUCGAGGGCCUCGCGCUGUCCCCCGACGGCACGACCCUCUCCGUGAUGAUCCAGUCCGCCCUGAACCAAGAAGGCGGCCCCAAGAAGAAAAACCGCCAGCCCGCCCGCAUCCUGCAGUACGACAUCGCCUCCGGAUCCACCCCGCGCUACACGCACGAGUACGCCGUGACCCUCCCUAAAUACCGCGACUACCGCCAGACCGACGCCUCCGCCUCAAACGCCUACAUCGUCGCCUCCCAGUCCGAGAUCCUCCACCUGCCCACAGGCGACUUCCUCGUUCUCGCCCGCGACUCCGGCUUCGGCCACGGCCAGGACCACUCGCUGUCCGUUUACCGCCACGCCGAUGUCUUCGCCAUCACCUCCAACACCACGGACCUCCGGGGCGCCCAGUACGACGCCGCCGCCGGCAGCAGCAUCGCCUCCAAAAAGGGGAAGCUCGACGCCGCCAUCGUCCCGGCCGAGUACUGCGCUUUCCUCGACUUCAAUGUCGAGUCCCAGCUCGCCCGCUUCGGCCUGCAUAAUGGCGGCGCCCAGGAUUCGGCCCUGCUCAAUGAGAAGUGGGAGAGCUUUGUCCUUGUCCCCGUUGAUCCCUCCAAGGGCGAUACUCAUCCCCAUCCCAACAAGGGUACCAAGGAAAAGACCGAGUAUUUUCUCUUUACCUUUAGUGAUAAUGACUUUGUCACUCAGAAUGGAUACAUGAACUUCGGCCGCCUGCCUUAUGCCGAUGAAUCUGGCUAUGAGCUUGACAGCCAGGUUCUUGUCUUCAGGGUCGAAUUUUAA
This is a messenger RNA of Aspergillus ochraceoroseus IBT 24754, 2688 nucleotides long. Its product is annotated as esterase-like activity of phytase family protein. The transcript is spliced from 6 exons. Lineage: Eukaryota; Fungi; Ascomycota; Eurotiomycetes; Eurotiales; Aspergillaceae. The record is from RefSeq and is a predicted model, not a curated record. The coding region runs from base 1 to 2688 and encodes 895 amino acids.